This is a messenger RNA of Nicotiana tabacum (common tobacco), 1181 nucleotides long. RefSeq names its product carbonic anhydrase 2. Lineage: Eukaryota; Viridiplantae; Streptophyta; Magnoliopsida; Solanales; Solanaceae. Gene Ontology annotation, molecular function: carbonate dehydratase activity; zinc ion binding. The record is from RefSeq and is a predicted model, not a curated record. Gene Ontology annotation, biological process: carbon utilization.
GUGAGGAGGACGAUUUGUGGUUUUCUCUUAUCCCCCGCACAUGAUCUUUAAGUCCCUUUCCCUCAGCUUUUAUAGAGCUUUUCAAUGACAAUUGCUAUUAUAAGCCAAAUAUUCCAUUUCUCCACUUCUUGAUGCUAAUUCUCAAGUCCUGACUUCUGCUUAGGUGUAUAUUGAGGAUUAUUAUGGCUGGAAAAUUUAGGAAGUGCAUGCUACUAUGUUGUUCAAGAAAGUCUCUCAAUCAGGUUACGAAAAUGGCAGAGGAUUCAUAUGAAGACGCCAUUGCAGGACUGAAAAAGCUCCUCAGUGAGAAGAAUGAGCUGGAAGAUGCAGCGGUGGCGAAGAUACGGCAGUUGACGGCGGAGUUGGAAGGCGCCGGCGGGAAAAAGUCUGACCCGGAUGAGAAGAUCCGAACCGGAUUCGCCCACUUCAAGGCGGAGAAAUAUGAGAAAAAUCCUGAGUUGUUUGGACAGCUUGCAAAAGGUCAAAGCCCUAAGUUCUUGGUAUUCGCCUGCUCCGAUUCCCGAGUAUGCCCAUCCCACAUCCUCAAUUUCCAGCCAGGUGAAGCUUUUGUGGUCCGUAAUAUUGCAAACAUGGUCCCUCCUUUUGAUCAGACAAAAUAUUCUGGAGUGGGUGCCGCAGUCGAAUAUGCAGUUGUCCACCUAAAGGUGGAGAAUAUUUUGGUGAUUGGACACAGCUGUUGUGGAGGUAUUAAAGGGCUAAUGUCUAUCCCUGAUGAUGGGUCCACAAACAGUGAUUUCAUUGAAGAGUGGGUCAAAAUCUGUCUGCCGGCCAAAGCGAAGGUAAAGGCAGAAUGCUGCCAUUUGGAUCCCACUGAACAAUGCACAAAAUUGGAGAAGGAGGCAGUGAAUGUAUCACUAGGCAACUUAUUGACAUAUCCAUUUGUAAGAGAAGCUGUGGUGCAGAAAAGUCUUGCACUGAAAGGUGGACACUACGAUUUUGUGAAUGGAUCUUUUGAGCUCUGGAAUAUAGACUUCAAUCUUACCCCUUCUGUUUCACUCUAAACUUUAACAAAACUGUAACUUUUCAUGUAACCAAUGCAACUCCGUUUCAAGUUUUUUUCUUCACUUUGCAUUUUGAUGUAAAUGUAUUACUUACUGAACAAUGUGUGUCACACAAAUAAUAUUAACCGGCUGUUGGAGCUUUGGGCUAGCUUAUCUUAA